CUGAGCUGUGAGUCAGACAGUUCUGGUCCUCAGAGUCAGACAACAAGGAGAAGCUCCUCUGCUGGCCAGGCGAUUUCCCUGCUAACAUUUGAGGAGAAGAUGGAAUCAACAACUCCCGAUUAUAACUAUACUUAUGACGAUGAUGAUGAGAAGCCGGUUGGACCAUGUAAUCGGGACAGUGACAACUUACUGGGAGCUCAACUGUCCACCAUUUACUACUUCAUGUUUCUCUUCAGUCUCUUUGGCAACGGGCUGGUCCUGGUCAUCAUCCAUCGGUUUGAGAAGCUGACCACUGUGACCAACAUCUUGCUGCUGAACCUAGUGGUGUCCUCCCUGAUCUUCAUGAGCAGUCUUCCCUUCUUGGGAGUCUACAAGCAGCUCUCCAACUGGAUCUUUGGCAAAGUAAUGUGCAAGAUUGUAGGCAGUGUCUACUACCUGGGUUUCUACAGUUCUGUCCUGUUUCUAACUCUCCUGACCUUCGACCGACACCUUGCUGUUGUUUACUCCAUGGGUGGGUCACAGGUGAGGAAUCAACGCUAUGCGCUGCUCUCCUGUGCUGUGGUGUGGCUGGUCAGUGGUCUGGCGUGCAUCCCACAGAUGAUUCUCCACACAACUUUUAUUCAUCAUAUGACCAACAAAACACUCUGUCAGGAACAUCCUGGUUACUUGACAUUUGUUGAUGCAGACAAGCUGAGAGAUUCUAGAUUUUAUCUUCAACUUUUCCUUUUCUUGCUCUUUCCUCUGAUUGUUAUUGUGUACUGCUACAUUAGGAUUGCUAUCACUGUCAUAUCAUCCAAGAUAGUUACCAAGUUCAAGACAGUCAGGCUGAUAUUUAUCAUUGUCCUGUUGUUUUUUAUAUGCUGGACCCCAUUCAAUGUUGUACAACUAUUACCUGAUGAAGACCUGUCCUGUGAGGAAUUACAGAAGAGGGGUUAUGCACUUCAAGUCACUCGUGACAUUGCCUACAUUUACUUCUGCAUCAGUCCCAUCUUCUAUACAUUUGUUGGGAGAAAAUUCCAGAGCUACUUCAGACAGCUGCUGGUGAAACGCUUCCCAGGGUUAAAGAAGCAUAUUUCUGUCAGUCAGGUCAGCAGAACUAGUAUGUCCACAAAAAGUACACAAAAUGAAUUAUAGGGAUGGGGACCCCUUUGUAUCUCAGGCCUGCCAUGUGUUCAACACACCAUGGUUUUAUAAGCAACUGAAGGAAGUAUGUUAAGGUGGAAAGCAAUGACAUGAGUAGGGAUAUCAUUUUGCCUAUAGCAGAAGUAAAGCCAAAAUAUAAACCAUAACAACAUCCAUAUGUCAGUUAGUUAUGUCGCUAAUUUCACCUUUCUUAAGCAGGUGAGAACAUGUUUUGAAAGUUUGUUGUCCAGCCCAAAACAAAGCUGCUACCUCUUCAUCAUGACCAUGCCAUCAUGACAUAUGUAAAUGUGGACAGAAGAGGUAUGUUUAGCUCAGCUACAGGAAGAGAUGGAUCCCUACAGAAAAGCACACCAUUCCUUCUUUGUAUAUACAGUAUUUACAGACUUUUUGUCAACUAUUUGAGCUUGAUUCUCCAGUGAUUUUUAAGGUUUCAUUCAAGUUUUAUUAAGGUUUCAUCAAGGUUCAUUUACAAACUAGUUUGGGAGACCUUCUGUCCUCUAGUGGUCAGAAGUUGAUAAAUAACACUUUACAUUUAAAGUUAAUGCCUAAGGGUUGCUGGGUCCUGGUUGUGGUUAUGGUUAAAUAAUCAGCAUCUGCCAUAAUCCCAUCUUCUAAGUAUUCACACCUGUGCCUGUAUAUAUGUCAGAUCACACUUAGUUAUGCACCACAGUGCCACAAUCAUGAUUUAUUUCAUAUACACUGUUCCCUCAUGAUGUUGCAAAUUUUGCACCCAAUAUUACAGUUAACUGCAUCACCUUUGUGUGACAGAAUGUAAAAGUUGGGCUGUUGAACAAAGUUAAGGAUCCAUAGUUUCUUAAUCCUUACAUCGUUGAGCAAAUGUUAAAACUCUUUGUAAAGGACUAUUGGAUGUUAUACAAAAAGUGUUUUGCUCUGUAUUUUCGCCAUACAGCCUAAACUCUCAUUUUUAAUGGUUAUCUGUAUCUCUCACAGCUUUUCAUGACUUCACUUAAUUUGGAUCCUCACUAAAAUGUCAGUAUAGUUUGGAAAAAAAAAAGGCUGAUUAAGUAUAAGAAUUUACAUUAUGAUAAGAGCACUUUGUUGAACACCAGACAGUGGAGCUUUAGCUGCAUCCAAAUAAAGUCCAAAACAAUGAAUCAAGCAUGUAUAAUCAUUGUCCAGUCAUUUUCCAUGCCUGUAAGUAUAUCUGCUCUGAUUUUGGUUUGGUUGGUUCAAUCUCGUGUUGUUUAUGUGUUUUUUUGUGUUUCUAAUGCAUCAUGUCCUUAUUAAUCAUGUUGAUGAUAUUUUAAAGUGAUUAUUCAUUCUUUGUCAAGUUUCAUAUAAAGCACUUUUUACUUAGAAAUAAAACAGUGAAAAAGCAGCACCAAAAAAGGGAGUUAAACACUUAAUGGGUUGUUGAUUUUUGUUUGGUUUGUGUGUUCUCUAAAUCUAAACUAUUUGAUUAAAUCAACCCUUUUCUUCACGUCACACAUAUUUCCAGAAUAUAUGUACAUACCUUUUCAAAACAUCCCUUUUACUGAAAACAUUCUUUUCAGAAAGCAACUAUCAAGGAUUUGAGUAGAAGUUUAAAUACAAAUACAUGUUUCUCAUGUCCAUGUUCAAAAGAGGACAAGACUGAUUACAUUGCUGAUCUGGACAGUUUCCUCCACAUAACCAAGAAUUGAAGUUCAGAGCUAAAAAUGUUGUCAUGAAGAAAAUUGGCUCAGGGGAGCAGACCUGGACAUAUUUUUAUCUUCUGCAUAAAGCCUAGUGUUGAUGUCUCUGUUGAAAGGAUUCAGCUAACGUUCAUCUUGAGUGAGGUUGAAAAACAGCAGAGGAGGGUUGCUGGUCCAAAUCCCCUGACAGAGAUCUGAGUGUGGAUGAGUAAGUGAGCAUCGAUCUCCUUUCUCUCUCAUUUAAGAUG
This is a messenger RNA of Thunnus maccoyii (southern bluefin tuna), 3025 nucleotides long. RefSeq names its product C-C chemokine receptor type 1-like. Gene Ontology annotation, cellular component: membrane. Gene Ontology annotation, biological process: G protein-coupled receptor signaling pathway; immune response; chemotaxis. Bases 100 to 1134 code for a protein of 344 amino acids. The transcript is spliced from 3 exons. Lineage: Eukaryota; Metazoa; Chordata; Actinopteri; Scombriformes; Scombridae. The record is from RefSeq and is a predicted model, not a curated record. Gene Ontology annotation, molecular function: chemokine receptor activity.